CUCCCUCCUCCCACAAUGCACCGCACUGUUAUUGUUUGGGCUUCUUCAACAUGGCAGCCGCGGGCUGCCUCUUCCACAGAACCCUGGCCCGGUCCAGACCCGGUACUAACAAGGCAUCUCCAUCCUCUUCAGUCGUCUGCAGGGAGUUCCUCUAUGUGGUGGACUUGCAGCGUUAUACCAGGGACCAGGGCUUCCCCGUCUACUUCCCCCAGGCCGUCCUCAAAGGUGACGACUUGUACGACGCCACAUUGAGUGAUGGGGACUGCCGGGUUCAGGUGACUCUGGAUCCCGGUCUGAACCGGCUGGUGGAGAGGAACAUCCUGCGGCCUGGGCUUGCAGUGAGACACGCCACUUUCAGCACUGCCAUUACCGCACAGCUCCCAGAGUGCUCCGGGGCCUUUGGGGAAGGAGACAGCUACAGGCUGGUGAGCCUGGAGGUGAAGGACGAGGAUGAAGAAGUAGGGGUCAGAUGGUCGGAUGUGGACUGGGACUCUUUGCCCUGGUUUGGAUCCUCAAAAACUGAAGCAGGUCCUUUGGUUCCUCUGAGAGCCAGCAGGAGCGUCUUUCUCCCACUGUGGAACAAUGUGGACUACAGCGGGGAGGUGUGGAUGGAAGCUCCAGCCACUGAUAAAGAGGGAGCGGGUCAGGAAGCAGAAGAAGAGCCAGAGGAAGGACGAUGUCCUGCUGUGACCAUAUCCAAGUUGCGUGAGUCCUACCUGUACGGUCGCCGGGGCAUCACCAGAGGGGCCGUCCAGCACGAACUGAUUGUACGCAUCAUCAACAAAUCACAUCUCAUGUAUUAUGGGAGAACAGACAGGAACUGUGAGUGUCCUUAUAAGGCGGUGCUGGAAGUGCACGAUCGAACAGGAAAUGUGUGGGUGGUGUUGUGGAACAGUGUAUGUGUCAGCUGGUACCGCUGCCUCAAGCCUGGUGACAUCAUCAGCCUUAGACGCUAUCGAGUCAAACAGCAUUACCAGGCUGAGCUCAACGACAUAGAGAUCAGUGUGAACAGCAGAAAUCCUGCUGCACAGAUUUCUGUCCUCCAAGAAUCCUCUGUUUCACCUGAUUAUCUGCCCCCUGCACCCACCUACAGCUUCUACAACAGUAAGGAGCUGCUGGACCGCCCUAAUGGUGCUGAAUGUGAUGUUAUUGGCCUGCUGACGUUCUCAGGACGGCCGGAGCGAAUCAGGAGCAAGGAUGGCAGAGGGGUGGAGCUUCUGGAGUAUCGCUGGCUACGAUUGGAGGACGGGAUGAGUGAGCAGCCAGUCAUGGUGAAACUUUUCUCCACGUCUCAGCCAGAAACCCACCUGAGGCUGUACCCACUGUCCGUGGUUGUUUGUACACGACUGAAGGUGGUCAGGUCCUCGGAUCAAAGUCACAACUGCUUCUACCUGACCAACACCACCUACACACAGGUGUACUGCACAGGCCAGGGGCACCACUCAGAGAUGAGUUACCGCAGGCUCCGCCCAGUUCGGCAGUUCCUGCAGUGGCUGAGGAGCCAGGACGAUGAAGAGGUUCUGAACAGGGCCCUGAUUGGAGGCUUCUUCAUCUACCCACCCCCUCCGGUCUCCUUGGAAACAUACAUGAAGGACAGGAGAGGUGAGCUGGGAUUCCUGCAAGGGGCAGAGCUUAAGAGGGAGGUGGAGCGGCUCUGUUACAGGGAGAGACACACCUUCUGUAUCCAGGCUACCAUCACCAUGGUUACUUAUAGCCGCAGAGGAGAGGAGGAUCGCUGCUUGUUCUGGACAGACCGAGCUUCAUCUCUCUGCCCCUCCUCGGCAUCCUCUUCCUCGCCCUCUUCUCGCCACCGCUACGCAUCUCCCCCCUCCUCCCCCUCUUACUUCUCCCAACUCCCGUUACUUUCCACCCCUCAUUCCUUCAGACCUCCCCUCUCCUCCUCCCCCUCAUCCCCCUCUCUCUCUCUGGCCUCUCCGUCCUCACUGGUCAGUAAGUCGACGCCUUGUCCUCCGGACCGCAGAGCAGGCAGGAAGUCGUGGAAGAGGAAGCAGCUUCUGCAGGCGGACACGCCAACCAAGAGAAGUCCCCGGAUUACACUGCAGCCAGAGCAGAACAACAAGACGGUGAUUCUCUUUGAAGCCUCUAUGGAGUUCCUUGAAAACACAAACUCUGAUGACAACAAUGAUGAAGACGACGAAGACGAUGAUAAUGAUGAUGAAGACACCUCGUCUUUUGUUACUGCCCACACUUUGCCGGCCUUCUCGCCUGUUGCUGUGGAGACACUCCCGAUGCGUUACGACCACACCCACAGAGAGGAGCAGGUGGCUGCGGUGGCAAUGGGAGGGCGGGUGACGCCUGAGAGAUUUGACUCCACCCUCGAUGGCUACUACACAUUGAGACUGAGAGCUCUCUCAGACGGAGUGCUGAUCGACACCGUCUUUCUCCCCCAUGCCUCAUCUUCCUCUCCUGCUCCUCUCCUCUCGUCUCACUCCAACACCUGGACCUCCAUCUUAUCACACGGAGCCUUCUCCUCACACACACCUCCACCUUCACCAGGUGACCUUAUCGCUAUGGCGUCCCGGUUGACCAAUCAGAGGCUGGUGUGCAUUGUAGAGGCAUGUCAUCUGGGUGGAGCUACAACUGAACUCGUCCUAAGCAGAGCCUUUCAGCUGACCCACUGAUGCCUGAUGGGAGCUGUAGUAUGUACACUUAGUAUUACAAACGCUAUUGAGAGUUGUAGUUUUUUACACUAAUUUUAACUACAUUGUAACAUCUCCAGUGACAAAUUUAUACACUUUAUUGCUGUUCUCUUUUUUUCAUUGUUCUUAUUUACAAAACGCUGGGAGUUGUAGUACCACUUCAUCAAAGUACUCAAAGAGUACAGUAAUAUAACGAGGUAUUAAUAAAAUGUGUAUAGCAGGGUUUAUAAGCUUAAUAGAAGGAGGUAAAGAGUUAGAAGUGUUGUUGUUUAGGGUAAAAUUAGGCGUAAAAAGUCCUUUUUAAGACUAAUUUUGCUUUUAUUUUGAAUAAUACUCUAAGAUUGUGUUGGUUCAUGUUCGUACGGUUCAGUUUGGACCAUUUUGUAUUUACAGUGUAAAAUUAUUUCUCAUUUCCCUUAAAAUUCAGAUUUAUGACCUUAUUUUAUCCCCCAUUUUCCUCUUGUGGACUGUGACAUAAUAUUUAACAUUUUUCAAACUAAAACUAAACUAAAAAUUAACUUAUUUAAGCUAUAAGGAGAGAAGAGCUGAUGUGGCGAUUAAUGCGAUGUGGUUACUUUCUGUGCUUCUCACUGCUGCUGCUGCUGUUUCGUUGUUUGUGGUAUUUUCUGCCUUUUUACUGUAAAAUUUCUGUAAAGUAUUCACUGUUACAUUCAGUGUGUUUUCUGUGAAGGAGGCUUUGAAAUAGGAUUAACAUUUGUGCUACAAUGUCAGGUCCGCAGUGUUUUUGAAAUCCUGUCUUUGUUUACCUGUUUUCUGUUAUCUGUUCUUGCCAACAAAAAGCAUUUAAUAACUUUAAAUUAUAUUUUAUAUUUUAGUAUAUGCCAAACCGCUUUGUUAACCUUGAUAAAUUUUUGUUUUCCUGGAUUCACAGCUUGGGACAUUGUAUCUGUAGUAUGGAAAACAUUGUUGUUCUUCACUGAAUGUUCUUUGGAUUUCUACACAUGUGAAGUUUUUAUACUUCAAGCAAAUAUAUUUCAUUUAACAUCCCAAUAAAAUGUCGCCUCAUGUGAAUGUGAA
Oreochromis niloticus (Nile tilapia) is the source of this 3698-nucleotide messenger RNA. RefSeq names its product RPA-related protein RADX. The transcript is spliced from 19 exons. The coding region runs from base 51 to 2642 and encodes 863 amino acids. The record is from RefSeq and is a predicted model, not a curated record. Gene Ontology annotation, molecular function: single-stranded DNA binding. NCBI's taxonomy places the organism in Eukaryota, Metazoa, Chordata, Actinopteri, Cichliformes, Cichlidae.